Thyridium curvatum is the source of this 1548-nucleotide messenger RNA. RefSeq lists its product as uncharacterized. Bases 1 to 1548 code for a protein of 515 amino acids. NCBI's taxonomy places the organism in Eukaryota, Fungi, Ascomycota, Sordariomycetes, Thyridiales, Thyridiaceae. The record is from RefSeq and is a predicted model, not a curated record. The transcript has a single exon.
AUGGACAGCACUUUCAUGAAUAGCCGCAUGGCCAACGCCGGUAGCCCCAUUGUACGAACACAAUCGGGCGAUAUCCGGGGUCAGAUAUCUGACGGCAUUCAUGUAUUCAAAGGCGUCCCAUUCGCAGCAUCGCCAUUCGGACCCAAUCACUUGCGCCCGCCCCAGCCCGUCACAUCUUGGGACGGCGUGCGUGAUGCCCUCACCUUUGGGCCGAAGUGCCCUCAGGUACCCUACCCACCCGGAGUGGGUGAGGCACUCGCCGAGGUUGUUACCACCGGGGAGGACUGCCUAACGCUCAAUAUAUGGACCCCCAGUAUCGGAGCACCGACGACCACUGGGGAAGGAAUGCCGGUCAUGGUGUGGAUUCCUGGUGGCAUGUUCGAGUUCCACGCCACGGGCGGCUCGGCCUACUAUGACGGUAGCAGAUUUGCCCGUGAUGGUGUUGUGUGCGUGACCAUCAGCUACCGCGUCGGCCUCGAGGGCUUUCUAUACCUGGCGGAUGAUGGAAUAGCUAAUCUGGGCCUUCUUGACCAGAUCGCCGCACUCGAGUGGGUGCGGGAGAAUGUGGCUGCGUUCGGCGGCGACCCGAGCAGAGUCACCAUAUUUGGCGAGUCGGCCGGGGGGAUGAGCGUGGCCACGCUCCUGGCCGUCCCGCGAGCCAGGGGACUUUUUCGCCGCGCCAUCGUGCAGAGUGGCAACGCGCCGCGGUUGAACACACCGGGCACUGCAGCACGGAUUGGUCAGCGCGUUGCGGAGAUGUUGGGAGUUGAGGCGACACGGGAUGCGCUGGCUUCAAUGCCCUACGAGCAGAUACUUGAGGCGCAGGGCAAGCUGCGGAUGCAGCUCCAGAUGCAGCCCGAUCCGGCAAUCUGGGGCGAGGUUGCGCUCACUUUCCUACCAUGGGCACCGACCAUCGACAGCGACAUCAUCCCAGAUCAUCCUGCCACUCUCGUGGGCGCGGGCAGUGCGGCAGACAUCGACCUGCUCGUGGGUUCCAACACCGAGGAGACGCGGCUGUUUUUCCUCUCAGACGGCUCCAUCGACCGCAUGACUGAAGGCGCCGUGUCCGCCAUGGCAGGCGCAUAUGGUCUGACAACACAGGGUCUUGAAGCUUACCGAAAGUCUCACCCAAAGUUCAGUGCUGGUGAGCUGUUGUCAGCCAUCCAGACCGACUGGUACUGGAGGAUUCCGGCUCUGCGCUUCGCAGACGCCCAUUCCAAGGCAGCCAGCCCUGGUGCCGGCACCUACAUGUACGAAUUCGCUUGGCGCUCGCCCCAGAUGGGCGGGCGUCUCGGCGCUGCGCACUCAGUGGAGAUUCCCUUCGUUUUCGAUACCCUCGGCCUCAACACAGAGACACUACUCGGGCCUACGCCCCCCCAAGGACUUGCAGAUGUCAUGCAUCGAGCUUGGGUUGCGUUUGCCAUGUCAGGGGAACCCGCCUGGCCAAGGUACGAGGAGGAACAGAGACAGACGAUGCACUUUGACGACAGUGUCUCGGCAGUAGUGGAAAACCCACUUCAAAUUGAAUUAAAGCGAUGGGACAACUGA